Pseudogymnoascus destructans is the source of this 963-nucleotide messenger RNA. It is a transcript of the gene HOB3, whose product is annotated as BAR adaptor protein Hob3. Bases 156 to 941 code for a protein of 261 amino acids. The record is from RefSeq and is a predicted model, not a curated record. Gene Ontology annotation, biological process: actin cortical patch localization; endocytosis; plasma membrane tubulation. NCBI's taxonomy places the organism in Eukaryota, Fungi, Ascomycota, Leotiomycetes, Thelebolales, Thelebolaceae. Gene Ontology annotation, molecular function: protein binding; lipid binding. The transcript is spliced from 7 exons. Gene Ontology annotation, cellular component: mating projection tip; actin cortical patch; medial cortex.
CAUCCAAGCGGAGGGAAUGCAAACCAAGGCCUAACACCGCAUGCCGCUCUGUCAAACGCUCUCGACCACAAAAACAACUACGCCUCAGACGUAUGAAAGACAUAUAACAAGAGCCUCAGAACUUUAAACCUCAGCGUUCAGCAAAAUCCGCCAAUAUGUCGUGGGCAGGAUUCAAGAAGAAUGUCAAUCGGGCGACCACCCAGGUCAUGAUGAAGACUGGUCACGUCGAGAAGACAAACGACCGCGAUUAUGAAGUGGAGGAGAGACGAUACCGCACAAUGGAAGCCGCAUCACUGCGAUUGCAAAAGGAGGCAAAAGGAUAUUUAGACUCGCUACGAGCUAUGACGAGAUCCCAGAUGGCGAUUGCGGAGACGAUCGACGCAUUCUACGGCGAUUCCGGAGCAAACGAUGGAGUGAGCAGAAGCUACAAGCAAGCAGUGGCAGAUUUAGACGCGGAGACGAUCAAAGCUUUAGACGGACCAUAUCGAACCACUGUUCUCGAGCCGAUCUCAAGGUUCUGCGCCUACUUCCCCGACAUCAACGAAUGCAUCAAGAAACGCAACCACAAGCUCCUCGACUACGACGCGAUGCGCGCCAAGGUCAAGAAGCUAGUCGAGAAGCCCGACAAGGACGCCUCGAAGCUCCCCCGCGCCGAAAAGGAAGCCGACAUGGCCAAAGUCGCCUACGAGCAGCUCAACGAACGGCUCUUCACCGAGCUCCCCCAGCUCAUCGACCUGCGCGUCCCCUACCUCGACCCCUCCUUCGAAGCGCUGGUCAAGAUCCAGCUGCGCUUCUGCGCCGAGGCCUACUCGCGCAUGGCGCAGGUGCAGCAGUACCUUGAUGCCGAGACGAGGGAUCAGUAUGCGGAGGGUCAUCUGGAUACGCGGGUCGAGCAGGUGUUGCAGGAGAUUCGGGAGCUGAGCAUUAGCGGGACUGUUUGAGUGGGUUGGGUGGGGGAGCGUG